This is a messenger RNA of Oncorhynchus keta (chum salmon), 634 nucleotides long. RefSeq names its product broad substrate specificity ATP-binding cassette transporter ABCG2-like. NCBI's taxonomy places the organism in Eukaryota, Metazoa, Chordata, Actinopteri, Salmoniformes, Salmonidae. Gene Ontology annotation, molecular function: ATP hydrolysis activity; ATP binding. The transcript is spliced from 4 exons. Gene Ontology annotation, cellular component: plasma membrane. The record is from RefSeq and is a predicted model, not a curated record. Bases 65 to 619 code for a protein of 184 amino acids.
UGGUAAUUUCUGAUUGGUGAUUCUGUGUCAUGUUCAUUUCUGAUGGGCUUUUUCCAGCGGCAUCAUGAGACCAGGGAUGAACGCCAUCAUGGGGCCAACAGGAAGUGGAAAAACAUCUCUCCUGGAUGUGAUAGCAGGUCGUAAGGACCCAGCAGGGUUGAAGUUUGGUCAGGUUCUGAUCGAUGGGAAAAUGGUGGACUCUGACCUCCGACUCAUAUCUGCCUACGUGGUGCAGGAUGAUAUAUUGAUGGGAACCCUGUCAGUGAGAGAGAACUUGUUGUUCAGUGUGAACCUGAGACUAGACCCUCGACAUUAUUCUACAGCUGACAAACAGCAGAGAGUGGACAGCAUCAUAGAGGAUCUGGGUCUACAGGACUGUGCCCACACCAAGAUAGGAACAGAGUUCCUGCGUGGUGUGUCUGGGGGAGAGAGGAAGAGGUGCAGCAUCGGUAUGGAGCUCAUUACUUCUCCUCGUCUUCUGUUCCUGGAUGAACCCACAACUGGUCUGGACUCUAACACUGCUAACCACAUCAUCAACCUACUGCAUAGGUACAGACAGACCACAUCGUCAACCUACUGCAUAGGUACAGACAGACCACAUCGUCAACCUACUGCAUAGGUACAGACAGACCAC